Messenger RNA from Aquila chrysaetos chrysaetos, 7430 nucleotides. It is a transcript of the gene UBAC1, whose product is annotated as UBA domain containing 1. The coding region runs from base 234 to 1475 and encodes 413 amino acids. The transcript has 10 exons. NCBI's taxonomy places the organism in Eukaryota, Metazoa, Chordata, Aves, Accipitriformes, Accipitridae. The record is from RefSeq and is a predicted model, not a curated record. Gene Ontology annotation, molecular function: protein binding.
GGGCCGGGGCCGGGCCCGGGAGGCGGGCGGGCCGGGCGGGCAGCGGCGCCGGGGUCCCACCGAGCUCCCCCUCCUCUUUCUCCCAGCGCGGCCCGGUGGGGCUCGCCGCUCCCCUCGGGCCUGGCGGGGUCACCUUCAUGGGCGGGCGGUAGCGCGGGGCCCGGCGGUGCCCGGGGCCUGGUGAGGCUUCGCCGGGGGCAGAGCGGGGAGCGGAGGCGGCGGGACACGGGGCGAUGUUCGUGCAGGAGGAGAAGAUCUUCGCGGGGAAGGUGCUGAGGCUCCAUGUGUGUACCAUGGAGGGCGCCGAGUGGCUGGAGGAGGUCCCCGAGGACACCACGGUGGAGAAGCUGAAGGAGCGGUGCCUGAAGCACUGUGUACCUGGGAGCUUGGAAGAUCCAAAAACCGUGACACAUCAUAAGUUGAUACAUGCUACUUCUGAGAAGGUGCUGACAGACACAAAAACAGUGUUGGAGGAAAACAUUCAAGAUAGAGAUGUCUUGCUUUUAAUAAAGAAGCGUGCGCCACCUCCGCUCCCCAAAAUGGCAGACGUGUCAGCAGAGGAGAAAAGGAAACAAGAGCAGAAAGCUCCUGAUAAGGAUGCUAUUCUCAAAGCAACUGCAAAUCUGCCCUCACGCAAUGUAGAUCGCACCGUGGCCCAUCACAACAUGAGGGAUUUUCCUUUCUUGCAGUUCCAGACAGAGCUCCGGAAGAUCUUAGUGUCUCUCAUAGAAGUUGCCCAGAAAUUGCUAGCACUGAACCCGGAUGCAGUUGAACUAUUUAAGAAGGCAAAUGCCAUGCUGGAUGAGGAUGAGGAAGACAGAGUGGAUGAGAUAGCUCUGCGACAGCUUACAGAAAUGGGGUUUCCAGAAAGCAGAGCUGUCAAAGCCCUUCGAUUAAAUCAUAUGUCAGUGACACAGGCAAUGGAGUGGUUGAUAGAACACGCAGAUGACCCUACAGUGGAUGCUCCACUUCCAGGUCAGACUCCAUCAGAAGCCACAGCUGAAGCUGGUGCAUCCUCUGCUGAAGCGGCUGCAGGUCCUAGCUCAGAAGCGGGUGGGGAAGAGGCCAAGGAUGAGCUGACAGAAAUAUUCAAGAAGAUCCGGAGGAAAAGGGAGUUUCGUCCAGACCCACGAGCUGUCAUUGCCCUGAUGGAGAUGGGAUUUGAUGAAAAAGAAGUGGUCGAUGCACUCAGAGUAAACAACAACCAGCAAAAUGCGGCCUGUGAAUGGCUGCUGGGAGACAGAAAGCCUUCUCCAGAGGACUUAGAUAAGGGCAUUGACACCAAUAGCCCGCUCUUCCAAGCCAUCUUAGAAAACCCAGUGGUACAGUUAGGGCUAACCAACCCUAAAACUCUACUAGCCUUCGAGGAUAUGCUUGAAAACCCCUUGAACAGCACUCAGUGGAUGAAUGAUCCAGAAACUGGGCCUGUCAUGCUACAGAUCUCUCGAAUCUUCCAGACGCUGAAUCGCACGUAGAGGGGAAUGCCAGUCCACUGUGCCACUUCCUACUGUCCCUCGCUUCACCUUCUCCUCAACAGGAGGAUGCAUGGAUUGUUUAUGGAGGGGGGUGGAUGGAAGGGGAAGGAGGGGGGAGAUCCUGUCUGAAUGGGUCUCUCGCAUGAGAGCUUAUGUAGUUACAGCCAACUGAAGUUAAUUGCCUUGUGGAUUUAGUGUUAGGGGAAGAGGUUUGAAGACUUGUUUAUGUUUUCAGGUAUUAGGUCUAAAAUAAAGUAUAUCAAAAAAUAGGAAAAGGUUUUGUGAAAACAAUUAAGAAUUCGAUUGUUGGAAAGAAAUACGAUAUUGCUUGUUAAAAAGGCCUGUGACAGUAGUUUUCUAGCCAGUUUUGCUAGCAUCUGGCUAGUGUUUACAAAAGGUCACUGACCACUAGCAUAAGAUAUUAAUCAUCUCCAUACAGUAUUAAUUUAUGGCUAUAUCAAAUUAUAAAAUGCUUUUUUAAAAUUGAUUCUUAGGAAAUGUUUUUUAAAAGUCCAAAUAUUGGGAGAGCAAGCACGUUUCUAUCCAAACUUGUUUAUCUUGCAUUAUAAUUUAAACAGAAUAAUUCAGAGAUGGAAUUCUUUUAAUAAAUAGCAUUACUUUUUCCUAUUUAUUUUCUGCGUUAGUGUUGUUGCAGUCCCACGGUGGUUAUACUUGUAGGAGAUUCUCUGUCAGCUGCGUUAAAGAUGCAGUAUCUCUUUCACGACAGAACUUGCUACACCAAGACUUGGAUUCUCAAGUAGGCUGCAGUUCCUAAGUUCACACUUUGCCACAUCCUAGUGCAAGGAGGGAUAUAUUCAUGUAGUGGGUUUUUUCCAUUUUUAUGUGCACAGUUUUGGAAAGGGAGACUUGUGGUUUUUUACUUUGUUUCAAACUGUUUACAGAAAAGCAAAUAAUUUGCAUGGGUUUUUCAUUGGUGAUCUGUAAAGAAGCAGGACCGCUUAGGUUUUUAUCUUGUUUAACGUAUUUAAAAGCACGCUUGAGAUUAUUAUCAUCUUUGAGGUAGAAGUGGUUUUUCUUGACACUUAUUUGUACCUUGGAAAUACCAAGAAUGUCAGGCUGUGUCUUUCCUAUGUUGUUAGAAGACUGACUUGAGAUUUCAGACAGGAGUUGUGAGCUUUUAAGAACGGAACUCACUGUGAAUAUCCAGCUAGUUUUUAUGAUUGGGCUCUGCAGGUGUUUAACAGUCUGAACAAAAAAUGGUUUUUAUUUUCAAGUGAGUGAAACAUGAUUGACAUCUGUCAUGAUCCCUGCCAUGUCUUGUGUUUCACAGCCCUUUUUGGAAAGGCAGGCUAGGCAAGACCUGCCUCUCCAAAAUGCAGAGUAACCAGAUGGAGACCCUAUCCUUAAAUAGCACAAUAGUGUCCUGUCAAAUAGAGAGAUCCUGAAUAGCUCUGCAAGUCACCUUUUUAAGGGGCAGGGGGGGUGCAGUUGGGUUUUUUAAACAAAAAUGCAACAAGAUGCAACCCGAAACCCUACAACAAGUUUUGGCCUGAACUUGGCAUCUAAUCUAUGCUGUUAUGCAGUCAAGGCACUGAAGUUGCCAAUUUCACAUAAUUAAUAUGAAGGGUGGGGAGAUCAAAACAGCAUGAGACUUUAUCUUGACUUACUAUCCCAGGCUUUUUUUUGUUAUUUGUAAUUUCAUAUUAAGCUUUACAGUUCAUGACUGCUGAAAUAUUUACUUCUACAUUUAGAAAUUCCGAGCUUUAUAGAGAUGCUUCUUCUGUUCAAAUUGGACACUAAAACCAUUUGCCCGGACUCUUGCUAAGAACAGAUUGACAGCAUGACAGUAAAUUGUAACCUUGUCCUAGAAAUGUAAAAGCUAGGAACCCGAUCCUGCAACCCAGUGAGUUCAGCACAACUACUCAUGAGUAGUUGUGACUGUAUGUUGUAGUGUUACAAAAGGUUUUGAUUAUUUUGUCCUUUUUUUUUUUUCUUACUCCCUGAAGCUUUUUGCGUGUAAUGCAAGACACUAUUACUUGAAGCUUUUAAUGUUAGAAGCGCAUGUCCUUCUCUAUGAAUCAGGAUUCUUGUAAAUACUCCUUUUAAUGAGUGUUUUUAGAAGACAAAGCUGGGAAAAACUACCCUGUAGUUUGGUGGGGUUUUUUUGGCUUCUGAAUGAAUAAGGACAGGUUCAGACUUAACGAACAGAUACUUCGGUAGCAGUCUUGGUCUUUGCAGAACGUACAGGCUUGUUAAAAUGCUUCUUUUGAUUUCAGUAAUACAUGAUCAGACUUUGGAGUGGCUGUAGAGCUUCCAGACAGACCAGGCAAGGAUCAUCUGUCAACUUUAGUCAUCUAAAAGUUUGGCGUCUGGUUUGCUGGCAGAACCUAGGGGACUAGCCAUAUGGCAAGAGUCAGCAACCCAUCUUGCCUGUAUUGGCAGGGGAGGAGCUGCCCCCAGGACUGUCUGUUGCUGCUGCCAGGGAAAUGUGGGUGAUGAACUUGAACCAGCUCCCCAGCGUUUAGGGGGUUGAAGCUGAGCACAUUCGUGGUACCUGGUGUCUGACCUGCUUCGGAAGAGCAGAGUGGCUCACUUCUAAGGGUGAAGGUUCUGCUGCUUGUGUAUCUCUGCAUCAGCUCCACAGCAAAGGGAUCAGGGUGUGAUACUGCCAGGACCUGCUAUUGAACUGAGCAUGUUCUUCAGCAUCAUUUUGAUCAGGGUGAUAAAAGUUACCAGAACUGCCUCCCUUGGUAUGCCAGAACAGAAUCAGUGCCACUGAACCUUUUAUAAAGUAAGGAAAAAAAGUAUCAGUAAAACAAAUCAUGCUUAUGUAAUACAGGAAGGUAAGAAUGCCCAGGUUCAACAACAUAACCUAAUGUUGCAGCAGCAGUUAGAGACCUUAGGGAUAAAGGAAUACUGCAUCUUUAAAAUGCUUGAAGGCUUGAGAAUAUGUGGUUAUUUCUGGAUUUUGUUAUUCCAGAGCUCAACACUUACACAGCUGAAGUGUUGGAGAGUGUGUUCUUCCUGAUCUGCCAAACAGUCUUUUUGCUUGGUAUGGCUUUAACAUAGUCCUGCUUGUCUUUUGAGAGCUUAAGUUUCCAGUGGCCAGUAGCUGAAAGAGGCCAAAACUUAAGAGGUGUGAUGUUUGCAGCAAGGCAUAGGAGUUGAUCUAAAGCAAACAAAAACUACCCUUGAGGUUAAACAAACACUUGAGGAAUUAUCAAGACACCAGUGUUGUUGUUUGGGUAUGAAUUAGUAGCAGACUAGGGAGCUGUGUGUCCCCAUCACACCUGGGUGUAUUGCUACUUCAUCACAGUAAAUGGAGGGGGACUUAAGUCCACUGUGAUUGCAAAGGCAUUGAUUAUCCCAGUUUUCACAAAACCUGCAAAUAACUGAAAGAUCACUGCUAGAAAGAUCGCUGCUAUUGAGUCAGAAUGUGCAGACGGGUCUCCAGGCACAAGGAGUGUGUGUGGUAAGAGCUUUGCCUGGUGAUAAACUGUCCUGUUCUGUGGCUGAAGGGUAAAGAACUGAUGGAUCUGGUCUGUAAGCCAGUGAGAGGUCCCAAAGCAUGUGGGAAUAGAAGUUUUUGUUUAAAAAAAAAAAAAGUUUUUGUGAGGAAGAACUACUCACAGGAGUAGGGAUUUACAGGUUCAGGUCCUGUGCUUGCAUCUCUGGCGUUCAAGUUAUAACUAGCAAAGACGUGUCAUAUUUAAGUGUUUCGUAAUGCGGUCAAGGGAAUAUUUGGAAGCCUGUGAAAUCAAGUAGUAAGGAAAUGGGGUGGUAGGUGGCCAAGACAAUGUCUAUUUCUUACAGUUCUAGCUCUUUGCCCCAUCAGUUGAUACAGACAAUCUUCUACCUUUUGAUAUUACAUAAGUCUUGAAAGCUAGCUAGCUAUUUAUUUAAAUAUAUAUAUAUAACUUAUAAUUUUGUCAUCAAAACACUGAUAUUUUUAAUAGAAAUGUACUAUAUGGAAGUUUGUUCUCAGGGCUUCAUAUUUAUACUCUCUUUAUAGGGGGAUGCAUUUAAAGGGAUGUAUUUGGAAAAAAUGCCAGUGGCUAUUUGACAGCUUGGACCUUGAUUGUCUUGACCUGUGAGCCUGAGCUAGCGUAACUCUCCUAAUAAACCUCUAGUGUCUGGUCCAGUCCAAAGAAUCUGCCAUUCUUUCUCUCCUUGUGAGCAGUGACAUGAGUCUUCCUUUAAGAUUGCUGCAUCACUCCAUGGAAAUGGUCACACAAGCUUACCCAGCUGCUUCACAGUUCGCUGAUCUUUACACCAUUUCAAGGACGCUUCUGUUCUCCAUGCAGCUGGAAAAUAGACUUGCACGGUUUCUAAAGCAGUCAUCAGUGCACUCCUGCUCUUCUGGGAUGGUGCAAGGUUCACUCCUGCAAGAGGUCUGAAACCUCCAGCUAAUUGCUUCUUUUUGGCUGCUCGCAGCCUCUAUCACAGACGCGUCCCAGAACCUUGACCCCCAUUUCUUUCCUCGCUCUUCUGGAACCAAACUUGUCUUUUGGAGAUUGAUCUUCAUACCCAGGAAAUGCUUUAGUGGUUAUUGAAAUCCUUUUUAGUUAGGACUGUUAGGAUUACUUUUUUUUUUUAGGCACUGUGAUUCAUGGGCUGAGGAUCUUUUAAUAUAUUUUGAAAGUUGUUUAAAUAAGCAUCGCACCAAACGAAUGUAUAGUAACACUGUCAGCAAAUAUUGCCUGUGGAAGAGAUACAGAGGUUACCAGAGAUCUCUACUUCAGUGGCAAUUUUCCAAAAGUCGCGUGCACAGGAUACGGAGUGUUUCAUCCAAAAUAAAUGCCCUGUUUUUCUACUUUUAAUAAAUAACAUUUUUAUUAACUAGCAGAAUAGCGGCACUUGCAGCUGGGUAUUUCCAUCCCAUCAUAAGUCCCUGUACUUUGAGGCACAAGCAAACCACUGACUGUAUCCUCCUCUCUGGACCGAUUAUUCGCCUGAAGGACUUGUGUUGGCUGUUGUCGGAGGUAGGACAGUCAGUGAGCCCGGCCAGGGCAGCAAUCCCCUUGUUCCUGCAGAGGAAACAGCAAGCAGCAUAUAUUAUGUCUAUGUGAACAUGCUAUCAUGGUGGUGGUUCUCACCUGCAUCCUGACAUCUAGGUAUAAUGAAAGGGGGUUUUUUAAGGACUUCUUGCCCUAGAUUUGAAGACCUUCAAUGCAGAUCCUGUUUGCAGCAUGUGAACUUCAAUAAAUGUAAAUGCAUUAAAUUCUUACUGAAUUUGGGUAUAGUUUUAUAUCAUGCUCUGGGGAGAGGGAAAAAAUUGGAUCACGUUUUAAACUAAGCCCCACAAAACAAAGUGUCUUUGUUGCAGCAGGUAACAGAGGCCUGCAGAGAUUUUUAAUUUGCAUAUUUUUAUCAUAGUUUAAUGAACUGUACAAGAAUGUGAUUUGCUAUCCAGCACUUACCACAAGGCAGCACCAGUAAAAUUAUAUUGCAAGGUACUGACUUAACAUUUUUCAUUUCACCUGUGUAUAAAAUAAUUAGGUACAGCAUAUGAUAAUUUUUAUAUGGCACUGACACUGAUGUGUGGCAUGCACAGCUGUUUCUAAGAUGUAACAUUACUUUUAUGAAGCUUAACUAGGGCGGACGCCACUGAGCCUGUGGAAUUCAGGGUUCAUUCUGGACAUGCUCGCGUGGGUUGCUGACCUCUCCCUGAGUGGGAAAAACAGCAGGCUUUGCUCCUGUAUAAUAGCCCUCCAGGCAGAAAGCAAGAAAUGCGACUAAUUGGUUAUCCUUUAAGCAGUCGCUGUUGUCUACUGAAACAUAUUCCUGGAAGUUACCAAGGUUUUUAGCAAAGCCAGACCUGUUCAGACUGAGACAAUUACAUACCUUUAGUGUGUGGAGAAGUCGUACCCACGGAUGAGACUAGAAUGAAUGCUGAGUCUUUAAACCUGCUCACACAUACACACUGAAGACACUGAUGUUAUGUGUGUUGUAAAUUUAUAAUAUAUCUUAAAAAUAAAGUUUUUUGGUUUAUUA